Messenger RNA from Odontomachus brunneus, 1163 nucleotides. RefSeq lists its product as uncharacterized. The record is from RefSeq and is a predicted model, not a curated record. Bases 417 to 1163 code for a protein of 248 amino acids. The transcript is spliced from 3 exons. Lineage: Eukaryota; Metazoa; Arthropoda; Insecta; Hymenoptera; Formicidae.
UCAACUUUCAAAUCGUGUCGGCCCCUCGUCCGUAUGCUUUUGCAAAACAUCUUCACCGAAACACUUCAUAAUUUUGGAGGCGUAUCACAGGAUCCUUAAAUUCUUCGGAGAUUUUAAGAAGAGGAUCGGUGAUGCUUACAAGUGGCGUUCGAACAAGCGGGAGCAGAAGCAGACACGCGAAAUGGAGAAGAUUCUUGUAAUAGCGAGAAGCCCGGCCCCUGCAAUCGAUAACAAGUUGAAAAUGGGCUCGAAGACCGUUGUGAUCCUUCGUGAACCAGCGUUAUUGCGAUCCCCGCUUCCUACUCCGUGCACUUCGUCCCAGUACACGACUUUAACGCGAAGCGGCUGAGCUCGGCGAGCGACACGUCGAGAGUAAACGCGCGGGGGACCCCAAAAUCCUCGCCUCGAAAUUAGAGAUGGAAGGAAGACAGAAAAAAUUGAUAUCUUUUAGUAGACCCGUUUAUAUCUCGAAUACCGAAUUAUCGGAUGCGUCUACGAAGGAGGAAGAAAGUAUAUCGACGAUUGACGAAGAACGAUUCACGGAGUCAUGCGAGCUUCCGAGGAGAAUUGAGUUAUAUUCCUCCUACAGAGGCGGCUGCUCGAAAUCGUGUACGGAGCACAAAGAAACCGUCGUGGAAAGUGCUCGAAUGUUGGACUGCAAACCGCAAACGUUGCGUGAAUCAUCGUCCGGUCAAAAGAAGCUCGAGACAAAACCGUGGGCGAAGACGCCACUGUCUGACCAGGUGAAAACGAAACUGAAAGGGACGUCGGGGAGGCUGCAGGUUCUCUUUUUCUUCUACUUCUCCUCCUUCUCCACGGCGGCAUAUUUUCGCGCGAGCCGCGGAAUCUCAAUGAGCGACUUCCGACAGAACGCGUUGCCGUUUUUCGAAAAGGCGACGAGGCGCACCUUGAGCAAGAUAAAGUCCUUUUACGCGGGCUUGAAGGACGACCUGAGGGGAAGACGAGUGUUGGGAUUCAAGUGCAACUUGAACAAGUGCGACAGCACCCUGAUGGAGUGCAGCGCGAGCUCGUGCAAGAAGGAGAGCAUGAUAUUCGGCGGGCCGGCUUAUCCUCACGACCCGAAAGAUCUUUUUGAUUCUAGCGCCAGCGACACUUCAGCAAUAUCUAGCAUGGAAAAGAUCGGAAGAAUUUCGCCGUCGUAA